Molecule: messenger RNA, 4208 nt
Organism: Biomphalaria glabrata
Lineage: Eukaryota; Metazoa; Mollusca; Gastropoda; Planorbidae
Exons: 32
Coding region: 157-4116 (1319 amino acids)
Biological process (GO): proteolysis
Molecular function (GO): zinc ion binding; metalloendopeptidase activity
Source: RefSeq, a predicted model, not a curated record
AGUUUUUAAUAAAAGAACUAUUAUGGCCGUCUUAUUGCUCUCUGCCGCUAUAUAAAGUGGUGCUUGGUGUCUACACAUCGCUGGCGAAUCUUGGAGCCGUUGAGAGCUCCGAAAUACCGGCUAUAUUGAGAUAGGCCUUGCUAGAAUCAGAUCAAAAUGAAUAUUCUGCUCGUGAUCACCAUACUGUCAGUCACACUACACUGUUACCACUGCGCCUCUGAUAAUGCCAAAGUGGUUAAACCGAACCAAUUGAGGAAAGAGAAAUUGACAGACUAUGCCAAAUAUAUCGACAGACACAUGGCGCUUAUAGUGUCGCUAAAAUCUCCUGUUAUAAAGAGUCCAGAAGUUUCAAGCGGCAGGCAGGAUGACAUUCUGACCAAUCCGUACAGCCAAGAGACCGUUUUAAAGAAUUUAGAACAGAAAAAUCAAUUCAAGAGUCCAAGUUCCCAAAACGUCGUGCUGAAGAGAGGGCUUUCUACUUCUGAUAGAUAUGUGUACAGAAGCCUGACCAGUGGUAAAAGUGGGGUCAAGCUACUGUACGGCGAGCCUCUAAGUGAGAGGCGAAAGAGGGCGGUUCAAAACUUCACAAUCCGAUGGGACAACGUGGUACCAUAUGUCAUUGACCCGAGCUAUUCAGGUCAAGCUUCAGGGGCGUACUACGUCACCGUACUGAAGCGAGCCAUCAAGUACAUCAUGGACCGAGUGUGCGUCACAUAUGUGGACGAGACCGCAAGGUGGAACUCCAGUGUCCCCAACUGGUUCACGUUGAACGGAUACAAGAAUAACGGCUUUUUAAAAGUGGCACUGGGCACAGGCUGUGCUGCUGAUGCAGGACCAGGCAAUGGAAACCAGAGCAGAAUUAUCUACCCUUGUAGUGACUACUACAUUAAUAUUCAUGAAUGGCUACACACACUGGGCGGAGCUCACGUGCAGCAAGGACCAAUCAGAAACAAUUACAUCUCCGUCAAUUACGAUGACAUCACGCCAAGUUUACAGUACUCGUACAACGCCUAUUACUGGACCUCGACGUCUUACAACUCAGUGAACUAUUUCUUUGACCCAGCUUCAGUUCUGAUGUACGACGCAGGGACCUGGUCCAGAAACUCCCUGGAGACGUACACGCCCAUCAGAGAUGACAUCUUCCAGCCAAACUUUUCUCCUUCUACUGAUGACGUCAAUUUCUUGGAGCUUAACCAAGUUUUCCAGUGCAACGCACUCUUCUGUGGCAAUGUUAGCGUGGACUGUGGACUUGGCUACUACGCACUUUAUAAGGGUGUGUGUCGAUGUGUUUGUCCUGGAGAGUAUGACCCAGCUACCAACUGUCAGACCUUAUUAAACGGACCAUCAACUGUAGUGUCAUGGCCUAACACUCCCAUUGUCCUUAUUGCUGGAGGUCCGAACAACACCUGCCCUACAGGCUUCGACCAGACCCCUGGCUGGUUUUCUUUCACCGGAAAUUCGUCUCUGACUCAGUCCACUGCCGCUCCACCAGUGAAGUUCCCUGUGUCCGGCAAGACCCAUUUCACUCCCCUCUGCACCAAAAGCACCCCCGCCAAUCCCACGGCUGCCGACUGGGAGUCAUGGCCAGGAGGUGGACAGUACUGCUUCAUUAAACCUUUGAACGUGAACUGUGGAGGAGCAUUCAUCCAAGCUGGAGCUGAGUUUCGCUCCUUGGCUGCUGUUACCACCAACGGCAGUCUUGGUGAGACUUACUACAACGCCACGUCAAUGAACAUCACCCAGUACUACUGCUGCAGGUACCAAGAGGGGACCACCUUCCCCAUAGAUCUACCCAAUGCUGAUCCGUUCAGACUCUUUAUCAGGGGCACCAGCUGUCCUGUUAUCAGAGGAUUGAAAAGUACCUACACGAGAUUGAAUUUGUGGACUGGAAUCAAUAGAGAAAUUGUGACCUCCAAGUCUCCCUUCUGGAUGUACAGCAACGCCAUGACUACAUUCCAGUGUUACUAUCAACCUCCAGUCUACGGGUGUAAUCAGGUGAUAACUCUUGACGCUAAUGUGAGAUCGGCCACUGUUACUACCCCUGGAUUUCCAACAGCAAGAACCCCGAACAGACGCUGCUUUUAUUCUUUCAAUGUUCCUGCCCAGUCCCAAAUUCUGAUCACUUUCAACACCUGUGACCUGAGCACCACCAACGAUGACACGAUCAUUAUCAAGAGGUACCACCAAUGGCAGGAAGGUCUCAAGCUCGACGUAACGAAUUGUCCAUCUCAGGUUCUGAGUGUCAAGGAUUACUUGAACAUUGAGUACUGGUCAGGGUUUGAUACUGUCACCAACAAGGGACUGAACUUCACAGCUACAGUAAUACUACCGUCUGACCAGUGCUAUGACGUUAGCGUUAACGGCGCCGACUACAUCGGAGAUACCCGAGUUACGGAAACAUACGAGCCUUGUCUUCCAUGGACCCAAACCAUGGACUGUAAUGACUAUCCCUCGAGUGAAGCUUUUUACCUAGGACAGUCUGAUAACAAAUGCAGAAAUCCUUCCGGGGCCUUGCUCCAGCCCUGGUGUUACACAUACAAGAAUGGAACCAACUGUAACAAACGUUACUGUGACGUCUGUAACAUAAAAGCUCCAAUAGACAUCUUGAAAAAUUGUGCCGCUCUAAUCAGCGCAGACUCGACCUUCUGUUCUACCAGCUACCAGAGAUUAGGCUGCUUCAAGUCAUGUGGUCUUAGCCAGGUCACUCCACCAUCUGGCACUUGUGCACCGCCGACCAUCCCAUCUGAUGGCCUGUUGGUCAGCACACUAAAGUCAUCGUAUCGAGUUGGAGAGAGAGCGGUCAUCAGGUGCACCCAAUUCACAGGAAGCACCGACAAUGUGAUCACGUGCACGCCAUCUGGUUGGACCAACUUGACCAAGGCUUGUAUAGAUUGUCCUUAUGGAUGGGUCAUCUACGGUGACAGAUGCUUCAGGUACUUCCCCUUCCUCAGAAACUACACCGCAGCGCAAAGUUACUGUGCGCUCUAUGGUUCAUCUGGAGUUCUGUUUGAAGUCCGCGACGUCUCAGAUCAGCAGACGAUUAGAAAUUACAAACUUUUGAUGGGAAGCAGUUAUUAUGCAGCCAACUUUAUCAGUGGACGUCUGGACAGUGGAACGGGAAACUGGCUGUUCUCUGAUUCUAACGCGCCAAUGAGCUACUACAACUGGUCCAGUUCUAAUGUUACAAAAGACAGCACCAGUGACUGCAUCGUACUUCUAGCUGAGAAUGAUAUCAACUAUCCUGGGGGCUGGACCACAGUAGACUGUGAAGGGACAAACACCUCUAGAUUUAUGUGUCAACUGGACAGGGCUGGUUUAUGCAUCGACCUUAUUGAUAACUGUGAAGCUUUGAUGACAACCAACCCAGGUUUCUGCUCAGGAUCGCAAACAUCAUUAUAUUCUGAUUUGUAUUGUUCAAAAUCGUGUGGAGAUUGCCAAGGUUCUAUAUUGCCUUCUAGUAAAAGUCUGCCCAAUUGCACUGCGCCAACGAGCAGCUCUUACUCCAGGACCUCAGCUCUUGCCAGCGUGUAUCCGGGCGGCUUCAUGACGUUCGAGUGUAACGCGGGCUAUUAUUACAUCUCCGGGGACAAGAAAAGAGCUUGCUCCUCCUCAGGGACAUUGCUGGGGUCAGAGCUUGUAUGUCAAACAACUCCCAUAGCAACAGAUAUUGGACUGAACAAUGUGAUCAGAAGACUGACCACUGUCACUCUUAAACAGGUCAUAGUACUGGAUAAAACUGGACUCAGGGUACCUUUCAACGGAAAGAUCGUAGCUUGGUAUUACUACUGCAAGAAAGCUGGCCUCGUCUCAUUCCUGGUGUAUAGGAAGACUGGAACGUCGUACACUUUUGUGGGGGCCAACAACGUAACCUGCGACGCUGACUUCAAGCUGUCCACCAAAGUCGACGCCGCCAGCCAGAUCUCCGUGCUGACCGAUGACGUCAUAGGGGUGUACACUACCGUGGCCAGCCUGGCCGCCUCCGACUGCUCUACCUCCGAUAAGAUCUGCAACUACCCCUCCGUGGCCGCCGCCUCCUGGACCGAAGUGCAGACCAAGGCUAUCAGCACUACCAGCUGCAUGUGUUUGUCGUUUGGAGCCAGAGUCUCGCCAAGUUGAGCUUUGAUAUUACCACUAUUCACCAUUCCUGACAUUGAGACUAAUUUUUGAUGAAAUAAAAAUUUUAAAAUAAAAAAAAAAUUGUUAACCCA